AUGGGAACCGUGCUAUCUCUGUCCCCGAGCUAUCGCAAGGCGGCUCUGUUCGAGGACGGGCCUGCUACAGUCGGUCACUACACGGCGGUCCAGAACAGCAAGAACGCCAAAGACAAGAACCUGAAACGCCACUCGCUCAUUAACGUGCUGCCAUGGAAACGCAUCGUGGCGGUGUCGGCCAAAAAGAAAGGCUCCAAGAAGGUCCAACCCAACGGCACCUACCAAAACAACGUGACGCACCUAAACAACGAGAACCUGAAGAAGUCCCAGUCGUGCGCCAACCUGUCCACCUUCACCCAGGACCAGAGCACCCCGUCACUCAACAAAAACGCCAACAAUAUCGUAUCGUCGGUGAAGAAAGCACCACUCGCCAACUCCAAUGUGGCGCCGGGGACCCCCAAAAGAGUCAUUGUCCAAGCGUCCACCAGCGAACUCCUGCGCUGUCUGGGGGAGUUCCUAUGUCGGCGUUGCUAUCGACUCAAACACCUGUCUCCAACUGACCCUGUCCUCUGGCUUCGCAGCGUGGACCGCUCGCUACUGCUUCAAGGCUGGCAGGACCAAGGUUUCAUCACCCCAGCCAACGUCGUCUUCGUGUACAUGCUGUGCCGCGAUGUCGUAUCUUCGGAAGUGGCCACAGAACACGAGCUCCAAGCUGUGCUCCUCACCUGCCUCUACCUGUCCUACUCGUACAUGGGUAACGAGAUCUCCUACCCUCUCAAGCCCUUCCUGGUGGAGUCGUCCAAGGAGACAUUCUGGGACCGCUGCCUGUCCAUUAUAAACCUGAUGAGCGCCAAGAUGCUCCAAAUCAACUCAGAUCCGCACUACUUCACCCAGGUGUUCGCAGAUCUGAAGAACGAGAGCCAGAAGGAGGAGGAGAGAAGCCGUCUGCUCAUCGGGCUGGACCGGUGA
Messenger RNA from Boleophthalmus pectinirostris (great blue-spotted mudskipper), 909 nucleotides. RefSeq names its product cyclin-dependent kinase 5, regulatory subunit 1b (p35) (gene cdk5r1b). Gene Ontology annotation, cellular component: cytoplasm; protein kinase 5 complex. Gene Ontology annotation, biological process: brain development; positive regulation of cyclin-dependent protein serine/threonine kinase activity; activation of protein kinase activity. NCBI's taxonomy places the organism in Eukaryota, Metazoa, Chordata, Actinopteri, Gobiiformes, Gobiidae. Bases 1 to 909 code for a protein of 302 amino acids. The record is from RefSeq and is a predicted model, not a curated record. The transcript has a single exon. Gene Ontology annotation, molecular function: protein kinase binding; cyclin-dependent protein serine/threonine kinase activator activity.